AUGGAUUAUGCAGGAGAUGAUUAUUGUGAUGCUCACCAAGAUGAAAGUCUUGACACAAGCAGUGUUGAACCAACAUCCUACGAUCAAUUUUUCAUCAAAUUCGAGGUCGAAUUUCUUAGAGAACAAGAAGAUGAAGAUGAAGAUGAAGAACUCAAUGUGUCCCGUUUAGAGAGCAUUAUUAAAAUCGGAAUAUUUCAAGAGCGAUGUGAUCGAUUGCCCCAUAACAACUUAUCGUGGCAUAACGUUACAAGAAUGUUACAUAUAAUGGAAGUGCCGGUACAUAGACAACCAAUGAUAUUACGUCAAAUAUGUACUUUUGCUGAUAGAAUUGCUAAUGAAACUUAUAAUAGGAACAAGAAAAUAUUGCCAAUGAAAGUUUAUAUUAGCCUUCCUGUUGAUUACUUCAUUGAAGAAAAUGAAAAUAGUGAUGAGGAAAUUCGUCCUGCUAAUGAAUUGGUUGAAGAAAAUUUGGAGAAGGUGAAAAUUGAAGAAACAGAAUUGGGAAGUGAUUUUGUGUGUGUGAUAUGUAUGGAAAAGAUGGAAGUUGGAAGUGAAGCAACAAAAAUGCCUUGUUCUCAUGUAUACCAUGAGAAUUGUUUAAUGAAUUGGUUAGGGGUAAAGAGGGUUUGUCCAACUUGCCGGUUUGAGUUGCCGUCUUGA
Solanum tuberosum (potato) is the source of this 660-nucleotide messenger RNA. RefSeq names its product E3 ubiquitin-protein ligase RNF181-like. Gene Ontology annotation, biological process: protein ubiquitination. The record is from RefSeq and is a predicted model, not a curated record. The transcript has a single exon. Lineage: Eukaryota; Viridiplantae; Streptophyta; Magnoliopsida; Solanales; Solanaceae. Gene Ontology annotation, molecular function: zinc ion binding; ubiquitin protein ligase activity. Gene Ontology annotation, cellular component: cytoplasm. The coding region runs from base 1 to 660 and encodes 219 amino acids.